GGCCCUCUGCGCGCUGCGCUCGGGGCUCGGGGCGCGCUGUCCCCGGGGCGCGCUGUCCCCGGGGCCCCCCCGCCCGCCGAGCUGCCCGCGGCUGGCAGGAGCAGGAGCAGGAGCGGGCGCGGCGCGGGAGGCGGCGGCGGCGGCGGGGACGACCGGGCGGCGGCUGAGCGCGCGGAACCGCAGCCCCUUGCCCGCCCCUCGGCUCGCCCAUCGCCCGCCCGCUGCGCCCGAGCGCGCGGAGCCCCCGACCCACGGAGACAUGAGCGCCCGGCGGCCCGACGCACCCGAGGCGCAGCGGCCCGGCCCCGCGGCCCAGUGAUGGGCUCCUGCGUGUCGCGAGUUGCCGGUGGUGACGUGGCCUCCAGUCCCAGCUGGGCGAAGAGCAGCCUGUGAUUUUCACCCUGGGCUGGUUCAUUACCUGACGUCUCCAUGGCAACCGGCCUGUGACAUCACGGGGCCAGUGUCCUCAGGGGGAGAAGGCCGCGUUGGCAGAGGCGCCUGCACCCCAGCUGAGAUCUGUUCACAAGUGCCCACAAGGACUGCCCCAUGCCCCAGGGCACGGACGCCCUGAACCCAGACUUGCCUUCCAGCCACCCACCCACCACUGCUCCAGACCACGUCACUGGCAAGGACAAACAGAUGGAUUUCUGUUGGGAUCCUUGGCAGAGGUGCUUCCAGACCACCAACGGCUACCUGUCCGACUCCAGAUCUUGCUCCAGCAAUUACAACGUGGCAGCCCUGGCCACCUCGUCCCUUGUGGGGGUGGUGCAGAGCAUCAAGGACCACAUCACAAAGCCCACGGCCAUGGCGCGUGGCCGCGUGGCCCACCUCAUCGAGUGGAAGGGCUGGAGCGCCCAGCGGUCUGGCUGGGAGCUGUCCCCAGCCGAGGACGAGCAGUACUGCUGCCUCCCGGACGAGCUGCGCGAGGCCCGCUUUGCUGCAGGGGUCGCAGAGCAGUUUGCCAUCACGGAGGCCACACUGAGCGCCUGGUCCUCGCUGGAUGACGAGGAGCUGCACCCUGAGAACAGCCCCCAGGACGUCAUCCAGCUACAGGACCUGGAGAGCAUCUAUCUUCAGGACAGUCUUUUGAGUGGCGCCUCGCAGGAUGACAGUCUUCUGGCCUUCUCCUCCCCUGGCCUCUCCCCCGACGACGGGCCCUCACCCGAGGAGCCCCCCAUCACCGCUGCUGCCCCCCAGCCCCCCAGCCCGGAACAGCAGCAUCGACGGCGGCUGCCGGGGGGUCCAGGGCCUGAGGGCAGCGCCCACCUGCAGGGCUCCCUCCCCUCGGUGGACAGUGGCUCGCUCUCGGAGGAGGAGGAUGAAGUGUUCUAUAACUGAGCUGGGGGCCAUGCUGCCUGGAGCCCGCUCCCACCGUGACCCUGCCUGGUGGGCGGCCCAGGCCUAUCAGGACGCCAGGGUCUGGGCAGGGCAGCUCGACCCCUCAGGGCAGGCACGGGGCGGGUGCAGCAGGGGUUGGGGGCCAGCACUCCCUGUGGACCACUCUGUGCCUCCAUGGACCGGCCCCCAGCCGUGGGAGCCAUAACCCCCCUCCUCCCUUCUUUACGUGGCUCAGGGGGCACCUUCCCUGCGGGGUUUCUGCCAUCAGGGAGUGCAAGGACUCUCAGCAGACGCCGGGGCAAGCUGCCCAGGGGAGCUGACAGCCAGGCCCCGGACAGACAACCAUGGGAGGACUGGGGAGACCCACUUGGAGCGGGGCCUGGGGACCCAGCCUUGACCCGGGGCUCAGUCCCUCCUCCUCUCCGUCUGUGCUUCUGCCCCCAUCAGCAGUGGGGUAGCCUCCUCAGCUGUCGUCACGAGGACACCGGUCUCCUUGGCGUGUCUGUCCGUCCCUCACUGCACCCUGGCGCCCCUGCCUCCUUGCACCCUCCUCCCACCUCCUUCAAGGUUCUCUGAAGACAUUAAAGUGGUGG
This is a messenger RNA of Equus quagga, 1931 nucleotides long. RefSeq names its product family with sequence similarity 131 member C (gene FAM131C). NCBI's taxonomy places the organism in Eukaryota, Metazoa, Chordata, Mammalia, Perissodactyla, Equidae. The coding region runs from base 547 to 1338 and encodes 263 amino acids. The record is from RefSeq and is a predicted model, not a curated record. The transcript has 8 exons.